UAGCUUGUUACCGUCUUUGCGUCCUCUCUCUUGUUGUAGCUAGCGUAAUGUUAUUGGCAUGCGAUGGAGGGCACAGAUACAUAUCUCAUACGACCUAAUCACCAGCACAAGUUUAAGCCAGCCAUUGUGAAGGAGUGUAUUCGUGAAAUUGUGAGAGAGCGACUGUCUGGGUUGCGGUACGACGCAGAGGAAGUCCCGGAGCUGUCCCGUUCACUGGCAGACUGCAUUAAGGACAAAGUGAAGAAUGCUGGGUUUGACAGAUACAAGCUUGUCGUGCAGGUGGUCAUCGGAGAACAACGAGGACAAGGAGUUAAGAUGUCCUCAAGGUGUUUGUGGGAUGCUGACACAGACAACUAUGCAGAAGAUAUUUUCAUGAAUGACAGCUUGUUUUGUGUGGUGGCAGUUUUCGGAAGCUAUUACUACUGAAGACAAGAGGACGAAUGACAGGGAAUUCUUUCAGAUGAAAAGAUGUGAGGUGAACAUCCAAAUGAGACUGCUUUCGGUCAGCAUUUCCAGCUUAUGGUGCGGUGACCUAAAGCAACUGUAUGUAAUUUCUGCAUUUAGAGAUCAACGCAGAUGAGAUACAGUGAAGUGAUGGAUAUCUGUGCUAAUACUGUACUGAUUUUAAAGUGAAGGAUUUCAGGAGGAUUUCCUGACUCGGCUAGAUGUUUAUUAUUAAGACUGAUGCCUCAUUUAUGGAUCAUAAAAUGAUGAUACUUUGACAAGUAUCAUUUCUUACCUCAAAACAAGCAAAUAUUAAUGACAGCAGCAGUCAUUGUAUCCAGUGCUUGGGAGUACUUCUGGCUGCAUUUGUAGUACACUUUUUGUGCUUGACUUUGCACAGCUCCUACAGUAGAGGUCAGUAUUUGUCUGAUUGACAACAUCCUGACAGGGAUAAUUACUGUAGGCCAGCUCCUGUAAUUGAACAGGAAAAACUUACUACAGUUUGAGCCACUGUCAAGUACCACCUUUAUCACCACCUUUAUAAGUGGUGACACUGCUGCCUCUCUGUUUUGCUAUGACUGAACUAACUCAAUAUUAAAUCAAGUUAGUUUGACUUUGACACUGUUUUCUGUUAAUGUGGGCGUUCUAUCCAGCAGUAAACAAAUAUCUAACACGGAAGUUAUUUAGCUUUGCAUUUUGAUGACAGUGACAACAUUUAAAAAAGUUUAAAAAACUGAAAUAUCACAACUUUUGAUCAAAUGUCAAUGAUCAAAAUGCUACAAAUGGCACCUCGAAAAAGCGAGUGAUUAAAACAUAAAACUGCCAACUUACGCAUUUCUAGUCAAACAUAAUUUCUUGGUUUGAGUUGUAUUUGUGAUUUUAGGUAUGUGGUAUUUCUAUGGUCACAUGGCAAGUAUCUGCAUGAGAUACCAUACCUGAAGUGACCGAGAUUGGAUUUUGUGUCUUGUUGCCAUUAUAUUUCAACAGUCAUAAUGUGCUGAAAGACAAAACAAGACAAGCAAGAAAGUGAGGACAAAUGUCUGUCACACAAACACAGAACAUGUUAAAAAAACCCCAAAACAUUUCCCUCAAAUUGUAAUUAAAAAUAAUAUUAAUUUUGAAGCAGUAGUUUGAGAUGGUAGCAGCUUUUUUGAAAUAAACUCUAUAACUUUUACAAUUUUAAUACAAUAGUGUGCUUUUACACAUGGGGGUGGGUUUGCUUCAUGCAUAUAUUAUAUAUUAUAUUAUUUCCACAAAUACAUUUGACAUUAAGUAUUGUGACUUUGAAUGAAAUGACCAAUGAAAUGGCAGUUCUGUGGAGAAUCAUCUUUGCACUUCUCAUAAACAUUCUGGUCAUU
Messenger RNA from Chelmon rostratus (copperband butterflyfish), 1802 nucleotides. RefSeq names its product dynein light chain Tctex-type 2B (gene dynlt2b). The coding region runs from base 64 to 426 and encodes 120 amino acids. Lineage: Eukaryota; Metazoa; Chordata; Actinopteri; Chaetodontiformes; Chaetodontidae. Gene Ontology annotation, biological process: microtubule-based movement. The record is from RefSeq and is a predicted model, not a curated record. Gene Ontology annotation, molecular function: dynein intermediate chain binding. Gene Ontology annotation, cellular component: cytoplasmic dynein complex; cytoplasm. The transcript has 5 exons.